GCAGUGCCAGAUGUAUGAGAAACUGUCCAUGUGGCAAAAUGUCUAAACCCCCCAUUGUCCUGCCUUUGUUGCCUUGGCCUCGCGAUACUGUCACACACUCUGUUAGCCGUAUAUAUCCGGGUGUCCAAAAGUUUCCACUGUAAUAGUGUGUGACUAAUUUGGGACAUCUAUCAGUGGAAAAUGUCACAGUACUCAGGAAAGAUUGUCUUCUAUGAGGGAAAAUGCUUCACUGGGAGGAAGCUGGAGAUCUGCAGCGACUGUGAUAACUUCCAAGACCACGGCUUCAUGAACAGGGUAAACUCUGUCCGCGUAGAGAGCGGUGCCUUUGUCUGUUUUGACCACCCAGACUUCAAGGUCCAGCAGUAUAUCCUGGAGCACGGGGAAUACCCUGAAUUCCAGCGCUGGAACGCCCAUAAUGACCACAUGGGCUCCUGCAGACCAAUCAGGAUGCAUGGAGAACACUACAGGAUGGAGUUGUUUGAAGAGGAAAACUUUACUGGCCAAUGUGUGGAGAUGUGUGAAGACUGUCCAUUCCUGCAAACAAGAGGCCUGACCAAGAACUGCGUCAACUCCAUCAAAGUCUACGGAGAUGGGGCGUGGGUGCUGUACGAGGAGCCAAACUAUUGUGGCCGCAUGUACAUCGUGGAGAGAGGGAACUACUGCAACCACAUGGAGUGGCAGGCCCAGAACCCCAACAUCCAGUCUGUCCGCAGGGUGGCCAACUACUUCUGAAGAGGUGAGAUGGUCCACUGAGCAGCUUCAUCGCGUUGUCACGUCGUCUCAGUCAGACUCCGAGUGGCUGUAAAAUAAUAAAAGAUGACGAAAAUGUCUUUAUUGCUUGCUGGUUUGUUUUUUGUACUGAAUUAUUUAAAGCCUGAAAUAAAGAA
Messenger RNA from Thalassophryne amazonica, 887 nucleotides. RefSeq names its product gamma-crystallin N-A-like. Gene Ontology annotation, molecular function: structural constituent of eye lens. The record is from RefSeq and is a predicted model, not a curated record. The transcript has 4 exons. Bases 181 to 732 code for a protein of 183 amino acids. Gene Ontology annotation, biological process: visual perception; lens development in camera-type eye. NCBI's taxonomy places the organism in Eukaryota, Metazoa, Chordata, Actinopteri, Batrachoidiformes, Batrachoididae.